Molecule: messenger RNA, 1954 nt
Organism: Rubroshorea leprosula
Lineage: Eukaryota; Viridiplantae; Streptophyta; Magnoliopsida; Malvales; Dipterocarpaceae
Source: the annotation of a GenBank genome assembly
AUUCAUUUUCUCUCAUCACUUAUGGUCUCACCUAGCUAAGGCUCCAGGACCUAUUGCAUUUCAUCUUCCUUCCUGUUGACAUCGGUCUUCCAGAAUCAAGUAAUCAACUAUCGUCUCAUCUUUCUAAGAAAAAGACGUCUUCUCCAAUGGCCUCCGUCCCUCCUCUAGGUAAAGGUGAAGAGCCGUAUCGCCUGUUCCAUGCAGCUUACUUCGGUGACCUGCCGCUGGUCAAGAGGCUGUUGAAUCUCCUUGAUGCGAAAGAUGGUUUACCGGAAGCAAUCGCGAGUAUAAAGGAUGACGAUGGUGCAACCCUUCUUCAUGUGGCCGCUGCAGGUGGACAAACUAAGGUCUGCAAGUAUCUUGUGGAGGAAGUAAAAGUUGACGUCGAUUUGAGGGAGGAACUAGAUCAGAAAUCAUUUGGUAGUCUAGGUGAGAGUCCUUUACAUUAUGCAAGUAAAUGUGGUCAUUAUCGCACGGCUGUUUAUCUUCUUAAGAAGGGUGCAAACCCAAAUGCUGCUCAUGCUGUUAUUGGGCUGACUCCUCUGCAUUGUGCUGUAAGUGGAGGAUCUAAGAAACUUUUGAAGUUGUUGAUAUCAAAAGGUGCCAACCUUAAUGCAGUAGCUGAUUGUGGCACUCCAUUGCAUCUUGCUGCUGGUUGUGGCAAUGAGGAUUGUGUUGAGGUUUUGCUGGAUAACCAUGCUGAUCCAAAUAUGAUUGUUCAUGAUAUACAUUCUCCCUUGAUGACAUCUAUUGGAGCUAAAUCCAUUGAAUGCAUGAAGCUGUUGCUUAAGGCAGGGGCUGAUCCAAACUUAAGUGGUCCGAUUGGAAUGUCACCUUUGUCACUGGCAGCUUCGGGAGGAUCAACUGAAAUUAUUCAGUGUCUAUUGAGUGCUGGAGCUGACCCAAAUGUCAUUGAUAAUUUAACAGGGGUGAAACCAGUUGAAGAAGCAGCAUUGCAUCAUAAUCACGAGGCUGUUAGGAUUCUCCUUCCAGUUACUUCUCCCAUUCCAAUUAUAUCUGACUGGAGCUACGCUGGAAUAAUGAGGCAUGUUCAUUCUAAAGAGGGUGAAGAAGGGAGAGAGAGACACUUGAAGGAAGAUACCUUGUUCUCAAAAUCCAAGGGAGAAGAGCUUAUCAAUAAAAAAGAUUAUAUGGGUGCUAUUUAUUGGUACACAAAGGUGAUCCGUGCUUCUCCUACUGAUGCAGAUGCACUAUCCAACCGAAGCUUGUGUUGGGCCCAAUUGGAAAUGGGAGAGGAGGCAUUAAAAGAUGCUCAUUGUUGCAUCUUGCUAAGACCUGGCUGGGCGAAGGCUUACUACAGGGCUGGUGUGGCAUGGAUGUUGUUGAAAGAAUUUGAGAAAGCUGCCGACGCGUUUUAUGAUGGUUGGAAGUUGGACCUUGAAGAUGAGGAGCUUGAACACGCAUUUUGGUAGCAGUUUCUUUCCAAACUUCAGCUUUAGAUCUAUAAUAUUAACAUGCCAAACCAUAGAAUGUACAGAUGCAAGUCCAGUCUAUGCUGUAUUUUCUUUCAAAAUGUUGUAACUUACACUUCCAUAUUUUCCUAUAUGGCAGGGAGGCAUUUAACGCCCAACGAACGUAGCUCAGAACCGGAAAAUCAUUAGUGCAUGGUGUUCAAAUAGCACCAUAGUUUCAAUGUGGGGAUGGGAAUGCCGGUGAAAGACUGUCUUUCUUAGAAGAACGUGAGAAGUAACAAUCUAGUAUCUACUAGUUCUGGCUUCUAAGUUCUGUCAGCAUUUGAUGCCUUUUUGUGUCACUACAGUCUUUUCUUCCUAAUAUUUUGUUAUGUAAUUAGCUACGUAAUGAAAGCUUGUCUACAAGGCAGAAGGAUCUCUCUGAACUGGUUGGUACUUGUUAUUGGAAAAUUAAUGUUUUUAUUACUUCUUGUUUUUUUGAAUAACUAAUAUGUGUUAUGUAAUACAAGGUAAUUUAUCCA